Messenger RNA from Seriola aureovittata, 4631 nucleotides. RefSeq names its product neurosecretory protein VGF. The record is from RefSeq and is a predicted model, not a curated record. Bases 471 to 2492 code for a protein of 673 amino acids. Gene Ontology annotation, molecular function: neuropeptide hormone activity. NCBI's taxonomy places the organism in Eukaryota, Metazoa, Chordata, Actinopteri, Carangiformes, Carangidae. The transcript has 2 exons.
CACGCGGUGCUGUGCUGCCCAAAUUUGCGCUUGUCUGCAUUCCACCACUGCCACCGAGGAGAGACAUGCUCACAGCACGCAAGGACAAAGCCGCGUUUCUUACUCACUGACCCCCCGCUCCCCCCUCCCGUCCCUUGUGCAAAAAGACUUUAUCCUCUAAAAUUUAUCAUCCAGCUCAUCUACAAUUUGGAUGGACCACUCAGGGACCGCAGGGUUAAAUAGCUCAACCGUAGCCACCAGCUUUACGCAUGACUUCCCCGUGCGUGCCGCCUCGAGACCAGUACCCUGGUCACAUCGCUUUGAUGCAUGGAAUACCAAAAAUCACAGCUAAUUCAGACACAGACCGCGGAUCAGUUUUUAUUUUCCGUAUUAUCCCUGUAAGAAAGAGACGCUUAAAAUGGCAGGUGCGCGCGUUUUGGUUGGGUUGACUUGGAGGGCGAGGUGCUUAACCUCCCUCCUGCCAGUUCUGCAUGGUCAUGACCUGUCAUCACGCCCCUUCCACAGCCCACCUCAUCCUAUUGGUCCUGCUCAUUGUCACUCCACAGCUGGCUGGCACCGCCCCUGUGUGGGGUGAGGGAGGGGAGGGAGGGGUGGAGGGGCACACCCGGACAGACCAUAGAGAGGACAGCCUCGCCCCCUUUCUCUCGCCCCCACCCCAGAGUCUCUCCAACCCUGACAACGUGUCCCUAGACCGGGGCCGGGGCCCAGGUCAAGAUAACCAAUCAGAUAAAACGACGGACCCUGCGCAGGUGCUCGCUGUGCUUUUGGAGGCCCUGGACCACCCGGGGGAGAGUGGAAUCCAGGGGAGCAGAAACAGAGACUGGGAAGAGGAUCAGAGUCGGGAGCUGCCCUCCGUCGAAAGGUUGGAGGGUGGUGAGAUAAGGAGAACGGGGCAGACAGAGCCAGACAGGGGGGAGGAGCAGGAGAAGGAGGGGCAAAGGGCUGAUAAGGCUAUUGAACAGCUAAUUGUGGGCCAUUUGACAGCUGCUCAGGCUGAAGAUUUAAAGGAAAGAGAGGAGGAGGAUGAAAACACAAGGUCAGAGGAGAAUGCAGGGUGGUCUGUGGGACCUGAGCGUGUAAGUGAGGAGGGAAGGAAAGAAGAGAUAGAGGGACAGGAGAAGGGGAAAGAUUUAGAAAGUUUCUUAGACAUCGCCAGACUAAGUUCCACCUCACAGGGAGAUGAUCUCUCUCUGCAGCGCAAAAUAAGAGGCUACUUCCAAAACAUUGACUUGGGUCUCCAAGAUAAUGAGAUCCUGCCUCCUCUGAAGGGCUACAAGGCAUAUAACACUCAGCUAGCACGAGCAGGAAAGAAGCAGCACUGGCAGGAGAACCAGUCCCACAACAGACCCAUCAAGGGGGGCAACUUUAUGGAUGACUUUGAGGAUGAAGGAGAGGAGCUGGAGGAGGAGGUUGAGGAAGAAGAGGAGAGCCUCUCCCACAUGGAAGAGGAGGCAAGAGCGCGUGCAGAGAAACAGGAGGUGCUCCGGCAGCAGGAGGAGGCGGAGCGUGCCAGAGAGGAGGAGCAGAGGCUGGCUGACAUCGCCUCUGACAUGUUGCUGCAGUACAUGGGGAGGAAGCAGCAGUCCUACAUGAAGCCCCGGCAGAAAAGCAGCAUGGGAGCCGCUGGCAACACCGCCGAGGACAAGCGCUCCGAGGAGGUCCUCCCCGAUGAAGACGACCUGGACCAGCAAAUGAUCGACAGGCUCAUUGAGAUCAGCAGCAAGCUGCACCUGCCUGCGGAUGAUGUGAUUGAGAUUAUUAGUGAUGUGGAGGAGAAGAAGAAGAAAAGGAAAGAGCUGCAACAGCAGCCAAUCAACAGCAACCCUGUUGCCCCACGCUUCAGGCCUCUGGUACCUCCUCCUCUGGCUGCUCCGCCUAUCUACCACUACACAGCCUCAAAAAACCCCAAGAAAGCCCCUUAUAGGUACAACAAAUCCAACAAGAAAUGGCACAAGGACAAAGUCAAGUCAUAUAAGCAGGAAUAUUGGUAUAAGCCUCAGAAGCAGCUUGACUACUGGUAUAAACCCCAGAAACAGUUUUUAGCCUUCCCUUCCUAUCCAUACUACCAGAAGCCAUAUCGAGCAUACUACCCUGUUUAUUUCCCAUAUCCCAAACCACAAUAUUAUGGCAAGCCCCCCCCCUCCAGAGACCAGCCGUUCGGCCCCCAGGAACUUGACCUCCAGGCCCCAAGGCGCAGGCAUAGGGCUGGGGGUAAGAACCGUGGACAGGGCUGGAGGCAGCAACCAGCACCCCGACUGCCUCUCACCCCUUAUAUCUCUAACUAUAUCCUUCCUCACCCACGGACCUACCAACCCCUACCUCCCCCCAAACCAAUCACCACACCCAGGAGAGGCAGGCGACCCCCAUACUACUAUCCGCAAAUCACACCGGGAGAUGACUAUGAGGAAGAUGGGCUGGUACCUCAGCUGGACAGUGAGGAGGAACUGGAGAACUUUAUUGAGAGGAUCUACAUGAAGCGCAGAAUGUAUUGAGAGACCUUUUUGGGACAUUUUAUAGAUCAGAGGGACCGACAGAGGUGGGAUAGAUAUACAGUAGCUGGAGAAAAGCUAAAAGAGAGGUGAAAAAAAAGACUCAGAGGAGAUAUGUGUUUUGAGCCUGAUGGAAAUUUAAGGGACAAGAAGAAAAAAAGUUAGAUUUAUCUUGUUUUAAUCACUGUAUUUUUGUUGAUUUUCUCGGUCAGGGAGAGGAUGGAGGGGUCUCAGUUUAAACUCCCUGUAACCAUGUUCAGCCUCUUGCUCAGUUUACAUUUUUGAAACAGAACAUACCAUGGUGUAUGUCUGCCUCCAUUCAGGUCAAUCUCUGAUGCUCUUGCAUUAUUCAGAGAUUAUUAGAGGACACACACACAGGCACACCCACACUCUCCCCCACACACACACACACACACAUGCACACGCACGCACACACACACACGCCUACAUACAGUAUGAUCACAUUUUUGACACAUUCACAAGCAGACGUGCCCAUUGUAAGAGAACCAUGUUUACAACAUCACUUUGUAUUUUUGUUUUAUAUUCUGUAUGCCAUAUUACAAAACUAAAGUAGUUCAAUGACUUCUUAUCUACAGAACUAUAAAAAAAAAAAAGAACACUGCUAUUGUCAAAUGUUGACAGUAUAUUUUUGUUGUAUUUGAUGUGUGUAGACUACUGGUCAAAAGUUUUAGUACACUCCCAUUUUUUCCUGUUUUUAUUGAAAUUUCAGCAGUUCAAGUCCAACAACCCUAAACGCGACAAUGGAAGUAAAUGAAACAUUGAAAGUUAGUGCAAACAUUUCCUACAGGUUGAUGACUUCCAAACCCUCUGUCUGUGCAAACUGUGUUACUACACCCUCUGAUGCAUUAUUAGGACAAUAGUGUACUGCAGGAAGUAGUAGGCUCCUGUAUAUUACUACAGUUUAUUUGUUCUAUGCUUUACUUUCAGAAACACUGAGACAUUGUGUUUACACUAUGUAAAUUUCAGUUACAAGUGGAAAAAAUUGAGGUAUUCUAAAACCUUUGACCGGUAGUGUAGUUGCCUUUCUUAUUCCUGAUUGGAUCAACUUUAAACAGCUGCAAUUUGCAAAGGUGCCAAAUACACACAUUUCAGUUUUUCAAAGUCAAGAUUCAGAUUUUUGCCUUACAAGCACCAUGGUUCUAUAAGGGAGAUAUCAUAAUGCAUAAUAUUAUCAGCACUGCCGGUCCCAAUGUAGAAACCCUGUGGACUCCAAAAGCACAAACUUAAACACUAAACACUUCCAACCUGGUGGACUAAGGGUUUUCAAUCAUUUUGGGAUCCAGAAGUUGUUGUGUCAACAUAUUUAUAGCAGAGCCACAAUCGCCACCUCCACACAGUACUCCUUGCCCUUGUAGGAGUUCUUCAUAUAUAUAUAUAUAUAUAUAUAUAUAUAUAUAUAUAUAUAUAUAUACACACACACACACACACACACACACACACACACAUAUAUAUAUAUGUAUAUAUGUAUAUAUAUAUAUAUAUAUAUAUAUAUAUUUUUUUUUUUUUUUCUCUCAUUGGCCAUAUCCAGUUCACAUCUUUUCUCACAUAUUUUUUGUGUCUUCUCACAUUCUUCUUUUGCCAUUUUCCUUGUAUCAUAUCCAUUAGCUCAUUUCCCUUACGUUCCACGAAAAAAAGUACUUGAAAUCACACUAUCUGUUCUGCAGCCUUUUAAACAGAUCUCCACCAAGAGGCUACAAACAUUUUAUUCAUUUUCAGAAGAAUUUCAUUGAAAAGUUUCAGGCCGGGGAGUCAGGGAUUGUGCUUAAACCGUUAAAUGCACGUCUUUCUACUUGCAUCUUAAAAAAUGAACAAAAAAAAAAGAACAAAAAAAAGAGAAAAAAUAAAACAGUAUGGAGAAUUCAAGAUGGUUGUUUUCUCUGAAUAAACUGUGAACAUAAAAAAAAGAAAUCUCAAAGGAAGAGGGCCACUGUGUCCACAGUGAAGCCAUCUGUCUUGUAAAAGGAGAGUGUUGUUGUUGAUGUCACCUUUAGCAUUGUAAGAUGUACAGUGUGAAAUAAAUAUGCCCGUGCAAUGUGUAAAUAACAGCAUGAUGAUUACUAGUUUUGCUAUAUGAUAAAAAAUAAAAGCAAUUAUUUUAUUAAAGUUCAGUUUUUUAAUGGC